AUGGCACCGCCCCAUCGUAUUGAUGAUACACCAAUUAGCCAAACAGAUGAAAUCACAGUAACAGAAAGUCCAAAGGACUUCAAUGUAUUCUUUAAGAUCCCUGAUGACUACAAGUAUGGUCCACACAAUCUCAAUGUUCAAGGAUUUGAUGUAAAUGGAGAAAAAACAUCAAACACAAACAUCAAAUUCGUCAUUCAAAAUCCACCAAAAAUAAUUAGUAUCAGUCUCGAAAAAGAGAGAGUUCAGCCAGGCCACGUAUUAAGAUUCUCUGGAAUUGUCCGAGAUCCAGAUCUUAAUAAUACACUUAAGUUCAUCGGAAGAAUUGAUUCGGCAGCCGAUGAAAUCGUUCAUAGGAUGGUUGCAGAUUCAACGGAACAAGAAUUUGCAUUUGAAUACAUUGUCGAUGCCGACAUCGAAGUUGGCGAACACGAAUUCAUAGUCAAGGUUGUUGACGAUGAUGAUUACUCAUCAGGUGUAGCAACUGUUGGUUUCACAGUUUACAAACCAAGCAAGGAAGAAACGGAAGGAGGAAAUGGAGGUGGUAUCAAUGGUCCAGGCAAAGAUGAUUCAUCCAGUGCUAUAACUAACACCACCACAAAGAAGAGUUCAACCAAAGGUUUAAUUGCGGGAAUAGUUAUUGUUGGAAUCAUUCUUGUUGUUCUUAUUAUUGUUGCAGUUAUUUUGUUCAUGAAAUCUCGUGGAGUAAACUCAGCUCCAAAGGAUCAAGAUUCUGUCAGUGAUCAUUCAGACCUUGAAGAAAAGGAAACUGAAAUCAUGACAGCAAGCACAGUUACUCCAGAUGAAAUAGCUACAAGAGAUAAUCCUUUAUUCUCUUCCAAUGAGAUCAAUAAUGAUGGAGAUCCAUUCUCUGAUGAAUUCGAAGAACAACAACAAGUUUAA
Messenger RNA from Trichomonas vaginalis G3, 900 nucleotides. RefSeq lists its product as uncharacterized. The record is from RefSeq and is a predicted model, not a curated record. NCBI's taxonomy places the organism in Eukaryota, Parabasalia, Trichomonadida, Trichomonadidae. The transcript has a single exon. Bases 1 to 900 code for a protein of 299 amino acids.